Molecule: messenger RNA, 929 nt
Organism: Aspergillus wentii DTO 134E9
Lineage: Eukaryota; Fungi; Ascomycota; Eurotiomycetes; Eurotiales; Aspergillaceae
Exons: 1
Coding region: 217-711 (164 amino acids)
Source: RefSeq, a predicted model, not a curated record
GGACCAGUCUGUCUAUACUAGGCUGGAUAUCACGGCUGGGAGGAUGAGGGCGGAUCUGCCAAGGUUGGGUGGUUGUUUUCUGGAGCAGAUUCUGUCGCUGGUUCUGUGCAUAAAAGGUCAUCAUCAUCCAUCCUAUACCAUUCCAUCCAUACCAUUGCACUCUUUACCCUCACAAUAUACCUCCAUCUCAAAUCUAUCAUCUUCAAAAUCUCCAUCAUGUCUACCACAUCCACCUUAUCCACCGCUACCACCACCGGUACAGCCUCAACCGCCACCUCCAGCUGCUCAGCAAAGCUCUACGACAUCCCAACCCACGAUGCCGCCUGCGCAAUGCCCAUGCGCAACAACAACUCGGCCAUCAUGAGCAGUUGCUGCGGUGAAGCCUCCGUCGUCUCCUACGACGACUGCGACUACUACUGCCUCGCCCGGGGCCAGAAUGUCGGCGACCUCGCCACGUGUCUCAUCAAGGCUUCCGAGGCCGGCGAGGUCUGGUGUAACACCAACGCCAAUGCGACGGCCAGUGCGUCCGUCACCGUCGGGACGAUUGUUGCUACCGGGUCCAGUGCUAGUUCCACCGGUGACUCGACUGAGGCGUCUGCUACCUCUUCCAGCGCGGCGGGGAGGAUUCAGGCGCCGAUGACAUUGUCCAAGUCGGCUGCUGGGGUGCUUGCGAUGUUGGUUCUUGGAUCGACUGCUCAGUUGGUGCUUUAAGUUGUUAUUAUACUGUUAGGGAGGAUGUGAGUUGGAGGUUCAAUGUGCAGAAUAGAUUGUUUGCAUUAUGAAGUAACUGUGGGUUCGAUUCUUUCCGCGUAUUAUUAUUUCCUUAUACUUGAACCUGUGAUGCGUCUCAAUUUAUCCUAUAGCACGUUCAGCCCUGUAGUCUGUUAGAUAUAUACCUGAUCUGCCGUACGUGAUGCAUGCCCAGGGUG